Molecule: messenger RNA, 3075 nt
Organism: Dipodomys ordii (Ord's kangaroo rat)
Lineage: Eukaryota; Metazoa; Chordata; Mammalia; Rodentia; Heteromyidae
Gene: Zhx2
Product: zinc fingers and homeoboxes 2
Exons: 4
Coding region: 442-2937 (831 amino acids)
Biological process (GO): regulation of transcription by RNA polymerase II
Cellular component (GO): nucleus
Molecular function (GO): DNA-binding transcription factor activity, RNA polymerase II-specific; DNA binding
Source: RefSeq, a predicted model, not a curated record
CCCCCUCCUCCCCUUCUCUUUCCCACUGCGCCCGAGUCGGGGAGUGGGGAGUGGGUGGGGGGAGCCUGCAGAGUUCCAUUUUGGAACAACCGCGCCUCGUCUCCGCGCUCCCAGCCCGGGUCCCCGCGUUCCCAACCCCGGCGCAGGUCUCCCUGCACCGGCUGCUCUUGGAAUCCAGCUGUGAGCCGAUUCCUAGGAUGUAAGCAAGACCAGAGCGAUAAGAUGCUACCUGGUGAGCAUAGCGGUGGGCGCAUUUACAAUUGCUCGUGCUGAAAAGCGUUCUGAAAACGGUAAGAGGGGACUUCAGCAUUCAAGGAAAGCCAAAGCCACCUGAGAGGGAGUAAAACCCAAAGCAAGCGUGCCAUCUUAUUUGUCCCAAGACUGCCACUGUGCUCCCCUCCCCCAGAUUCCAAAACGAAGGCAUUGUGGCACCCAGUCAACAUGGCGAGCAAACGAAAAUCUACAACUCCGUGCAUGGUUCGGACGUCCCAAGUGGUAGAACAAGAUGUGGCCGAGGAGGCAGACAGGGCCAAAGAGAAAGGCAUGGGCAUCCCCCCGUCUGACGGAGCCAAGGACAGGUGGGCAGCAGAUCCUGAAAACUCUUCCAAAGAAAGUGAAUUAAUAGAGGUGAAACCCACAGGGGAAAACCCAUCCAAAAAGCUCCAGGGGGGUUAUGAGUGCAAAUACUGCCCCUACUCCACCCAAAACCUGAACGAGUUCACAGAGCACGUGGACAUGCAGCACCCCAACGUCAUCCUCAACCCCCUGUACGUGUGCGCCGAGUGCAACUUCACCACCAAAAAGUACGACUCCUUGUCAGAGCACAACUCUAAGUUCCACCCCGGGGAGGCCAACUUCAAGUUAAAGUUAAUCAAGCGCAAUAAUCAGACCGUCCUGGAGCAGUCCAUCGAAGCCACCAAUCACGUCGGGUCCAUCACCACCGGUGGCCCCGGCAGUGGGGACAGCGAUCCUGGGAUCCCCGUGAGUAAAACCCCCAUCAUGAAGGCAGGAAAACCGAAAGCUGACACCAAGAAGGCCCCCAAAAAGCCUGAAGAGGCCAUCCCCGAAAACCACAUGGAAGGAACAGCCCGCCUGGUGACGGACACGGCGGAGAUACUGUCGAGACUCGGGGGCGUAGAGCUCCUCCAAGACUCCUUGGGACACGUCAUGCCUUCUGUACAGCUGCCACCAAAUAUCAACCUUGUCCCCAAGGUCCCCGUCCCGCUGAAUACUACCAAAUACAACUCCGCCCUGGACACAAAUGCCACCAUGAUCAAUUCCUUCAACAAGUUCCCUUACCCGACCCAGGCUGAGCUGUCCUGGCUGACGGCCGCCUCCAAGCACCCAGAGGAGCAUAUCCGAAUCUGGUUCGCCACCCAGCGCCUGAAGCAUGGCAUCAGUUGGUCCCCGGAGGAGGUAGAGGAGGCCCGGAAGAAGAUGUUUAACGGUACCAUCCAAUCCGUACCCCCCACGAUCACUGUGCUUCCUGCCCAGCUGGCCCCCACCAAGGUGUCACAGCCCAUCCUCCAGACAGCGCUCCCUUGCCAAAUCCUUGGCCAGACCAGCCUUGUGCUGACUCAAGUGACCAGCGGGUCCACUACUGUCUCCUGCUCACCCAUCACACUGGCUGUGGCUGGAGUGACCAACCACGGGCACAAGAGACCUCUGGUGACUCCCCAGGCUGCCCCCGAGCCCAAGAGGCCACACAUCGCCCAGGUGCCAGAGCCUCCCCCCCCCAAGGUGGCCAACACCCCGCUCCCACCAGCCAGCGACCGCAAGAAGACCAAGUUGCAGAUCGCACACCUCAAGGCCAGCUUCCUCCAGAGCCAGUUUCCUGACGAUGCCGAGGUCUACCGGCUCAUCGAGGUAACCGGCCUGGCCAGGAGUGAGAUCAAGAAGUGGUUCAGCGACCACCGGUACCGGUGUCAGCGAGGCAUUGUCCACAUCACCAGCGAGUCCCUUGCCAAAGACCAGAUGGCCAUCUCCACCUCCCGACACGGCCGCACCUACCAUGCCUACCCGGACUUUGCCCCCCAGAAGUUCAAAGAGAAAACACAAGGUCAGGUGAAAAUCCUGGAAGACAGCUUUUUGAAAAGCUCCUUUCCUACUCAAGCAGAACUGGAUCGGCUCAGAGUGGAGACCAAGCUGAGCAGGAGAGAGAUCGACUCUUGGUUCUCAGAGAGACGGAAGCUUCGAGACAGCAUGGAGCAGGCUGUCCUCGAUUCCAUGGGAUCUAGCAAAAAAGGCCCGGAUGUGGUCACUCCCAAUGGUGCUCUGUCUCGACUUGACCAGCUCUCCGGUGCCCAGCUAUCCAGUUCCCUGCCCAGUCCCUCACCAGCAAUCACACAAAGUCAAGAACAGGUUCAUCUCCUGAGAAGCACCUUCGCAAGAACACAGUGGCCGACUCCACAAGAGUACGACCAGCUGGCGGCCAAGACCGGCCUGGUCCGGACUGAGAUCGUGCGCUGGUUCAAGGAGAACAGAUGCUUGCUAAAGACUGGAGCCCUGAAGUGGAUGGACCACUAUCCACAGCCACACAGUUCCGACGAGUCCGGCUAUGAGGCAGUCACCAGGAAAGUCACAAAACCCAUCAGCGAGAGCCCAAAGAACGGGAGCGAGGUGAUACCGCAGUACCACAGAGACCCCAAAAUGCUCUGCGAGGAAAACUUGGAAAAGUCAGUCCCCAGAAGAAAAGCAGCCAGCGAGCAGGCCAAGGACAGCUUAGCGGCCAAGCCCUCGGAGGCCACCUCCAACGGGUCUGAGGGCAGUGACGAGAACGAGGAGUCCGGCAUUGUGGACUUCGUAGAGGUGACCGUGGGAGAGGAGGACGCCACCUCAGACAAGUCAGAUAGCUGGAGUCAGGCGGCAGGAGAUGGCACCGCAGAAGGGGCCGACUCGGACUCGGACGGCGCUCCUGCAGAGGCUAGCCAGGCCUAGCCAGGGUACUUGGCUGGAACUCUUGGCUGGAACUCUGCUGAUAAGGAGAUGCUCUGACCUUGAAGAAACGUUCCUCAUGUGGGCCACCUCGCCAGCGAUUCCAAGUGCAACUUCGCUUGUGUGUGCCUGGAGGGCACG